Molecule: messenger RNA, 9581 nt
Organism: Paramuricea clavata
Lineage: Eukaryota; Metazoa; Cnidaria; Anthozoa; Malacalcyonacea; Plexauridae
Source: the annotation of a GenBank genome assembly
AUAGGGAGUUCAUUGGUUUUGUUUAUCAUAGUUUUAUUCAACACUUUUAAAAUACACCUACAUUUGAUAAAUAUAUUAUUAGGUUGUGUACUGUAAUAUAUAACACUACAUAUAACUUAAAAUGUCCUUGGUAGUUUGGCACAGUUCUAAACUUUAUUACUAAACUUUACAGCAGGUUUUAUGACUCCAGAGCUCUUAGAUUGCAUUGUUAAUUGUUUUGAUCCUGAUGUCCUCUGAAGUCUGUUUCCAUAGAGAUGAUUUUUCAAGAAUUCUGCUGCAGAUUCCUGAACUUUCUUAGAUUUAUUAACUUCUUCCUCCAGUAUUACAACGUGACAAUAUUCUUCUGUUUUGCUUUCUUCAUUGCUCUUCUUUCUUGCUUUCCUUCUUUCUAGUUUCUUAUUUUCUUUCUCAAUUUUAUCCACUUCUACUAGUUUUGGUUUCUUAGCAACAGCUUGUACAAUGUCCUCUGGUAGUUUGGCUAACUUUCUCUUUGCUUCUUUUUGGGAAACGAACAUUUCAUUUUUCUUACGUCUUUUUGCUUUGUCAACAGACCGAGCAAAAUUCACUGCAUCAUUUCUCUUUUUCUCGUCUUGUUGAAACACUGCUUUGCUAUCUUUCCAUGAUACGCCUACUGGGGCAUCGCUAUCGUCGCUUUGCAGGUUAUCACUAUCAGCCUCUGUAGAAGUAGAUCCUGUGGUUCCAACUGUUGCCAAAUUUAUAUUCUCACUGUCUGAAUCGUCAUAAUUAAUAUUUUCUGAAGACAUGGCGUCGCUGAAUUCAACCUGAGAUGGCUUUCUUAUAUUUAAAACCUAUAUGACAACUAAAAUUCAAACUUUUCACCGAAAAACGUUGAAUAUUGACGUUAAAAAAGUUCAGCACAAAAUUGAGAUGCACGUUGAGUUGGCGGCCAUCUUGAAUUUCCUCGGUAAGAGGUCUGGGUUCUAAUUUGUCUGGCAGCUUGUUUCUAUGGCAACAAUAAAACACAAAGAAAAUGGACGAAAUGUUGUUGUUGAAUUAAAUUUUUCCCUCAAUAAAUUUGUCUUUAUUGUUUGAUAAAGUGGUUUAGUGUGGAAAAUUUAAGUAUUUAAUGAUGGAAACAGUAUUGAGUGAUUUUCCUUUGGACGAAGGGAUCGCAGUGCCUGUUGCGAAUACAGAAAAUAAACAUCUAGAAGCUGAGGUACAGAUAUUAUUUUGCUUAUUAUUUCGUACUUUGAUUGAAAUGUUAUGGAUCAACCUACGUUACUGAGCGCAUACCUAACAGUACAUUUUGAAAUUAAGAAAUUACCAAUGCGUGUCAUUUGUCCUAGUGAGCUCAGCCCCUUGGCCUGUUGUAAGAACUUGUAACUAGAUUGCAUUAUAUAUUAAAUAUAUUAGCAGUGUCAAACCUACAUGUUCCAGAAACGAUUGACUUAUUGAAACCCCUAGCCUGAGUAGCAUGCCAUAUUCCCCUUCCUUGAAUGCAGAUGGGAGGAAAAGAGGCCCUGACAAAAUCCAUGUCUGGCCGCAUAUAAAAAAGCACAAAUCCAGGUUGGUCUCCAGAGGGGUUGGCCUGCACAGGGAAGUAAAACAUGUUCUAGACUGUAAAGUAUUAUUUUGGCACAGGGAACUUGAUGAAGUAAUGAUUUAUUUUGUCUCUUAUGUCUUGGACCUUGCGAAAAGAGGUAGAGAAAAUGAUGAAAAUGCCAAUUCAAAAAAUAUUUUUCCACUGGACACCAACCGUGGUGGCACCUUGGUGAAGUUAUGCAACCAUUCUCAAAUGUUCUGCCUUCGUUUCCGCACAACUGCCAUUUACAACGGAAAAGUUCCCCACGCCAAAAUAAUAUUUUACAGUUGUUAUUGUGUGAAAUUGACAUUUCUCCUGUGACAUUUUGAUUCGAUAUACUGAACAUAAACUAAUUUGCUGUGGGUAUAGAGAGCAAUUGGAUUAUUACAUCCGCAGGGUUCGAUAAUUCAAGAUUUUUAGUCGUACCUGACUGGUAGCAGUGGUACGCCAAUGGUUGUUGCUGCGUACUUGAGCUGAUACAAACUCAGUGCUCAAUGUGUAUUUAGUCAUUAAAGUACUGAAACAUAUGUUCAGACUAUGAGGUAGAAAAAGAAGCACAAUUGCAUAAUAUACAAACAAUCGACUCCAACGUUUCUUAGUCGCAUCAGUCCAAUCAUGUUUCAUGCCAAGACAUCUCAGACAUAUGGUAUAAACCAACUAAAUUACGGUAUUGAAUAUCUUGGACUUGGAAAGGUCAUGUGGUAGCAUCAAAAAGUAUAAGUAUGCAGAUAGCAAGAGUUUCGUGUACCUACGUGGUAAGUCCCUGAAAACAAAGAAGUACCAGACCGUAAUAUUGGCGUACCUCCGGUAUGUAAGUACGCAAAUUAUCGCACCCUGACAUUCGGCUCGAUCUCUUUGUAAAUUAGAGCCAAAUACUUAGGCUAUGAUACUCCCUGAAUUAAGAGUCGGGUUUAAUUAUUGGCAGAACCUUCAUGUCCCCUGUUAUAGUCUAUAGCCCCCUCCCCUCCCCCAUUUGAUUGGUAAUUAUGCUAAUUGCUAAAAUAAUCAUCAUGUUUGAUUUUUUGUCAUUCAGCUUGAUAGUAAACAGAAAGAAAUCCUGAGUAAUAAAGAUAAAUCAGAAGAACAUAAGGAAAGGAUAGAUGCAAUAAAUGAACAUUUGAAAAAUGUCUUGCAAGAACUUCAGCACACACAGGUACUAAUACAUUAAGUCGAACCAUCAGAAUGUGGAAGAAUCAAAGUAAUUCUUGCCUUGAGUUCUUCAAGAUGCACUGACCUUCCUGAAGACACGAAGCCUUCUUAAUUACUCACUGCAUGACAAAUAUUAAAAGCUCUAAUAUAUACAUCCAAAAAUACAUUCAAAGUAGCUUGCAUGCAGUUAUAUAAUUAUAUUUUAAACAAAUCAUAAAUGUGCUUAUAGGCAGCUGGAAUUCUAUUAUGUGUGCAGUGGUCUGCCAAUGUCUAAUAGCCAUCAUGCCAAUUCCCAUAUCCACAUCCUUUCUGAUACCCCUCCCCCUUUUUUAAUAAACUUCUCUCUCAACUAGACUUAAAUAUCUAAUAAACUGUACAUCCUUAACCCACUGAGUGGCAGCUAGAACUCUCCCCUUGACGAGUAAAAUCAUCUGACGUUAGUAGGGUGCAUCAGGGUGCAUUGCCACUUAAAAGGUUGAUAACCCCUAAUUAUAGCACCUCUUCUAAUAAGGCUUAUCUUUAAUAGACACACCAUUCUACCCCCCCUCUCUUUUAACCAGCCUGUCUCUAAAAUCCUGUGUCUGGUGUAGGUGCAUAUCUACUCUGUUCCAACCAGUUAGUUCUGGCCAGAAUGCUCACAUCAUUUACAUACAUCAUAAAUUUUAAUUAGAUACCCAUAUGAAUAUUUAUUGGUUAAAUAAACCCACUUCUGAUUUCAGCUGGAAGAAUGUAGUUAUUAUUGUAAUUAAAUUAUAAAAUGAAUGAUUGUUUAUCCAAAAAUGGAUUUUCAGAAACUAAUUACAAAUAGCAUAUAUAACAUAUUAUUAAAUUAUAAGAAACUGUAACAGAGUUAUGGAUAAAAUGAACUUUUCCCUUGUAUCACCUACAGUAGUUCUUUUUAACAUUGAUCAGGGAACGAUCUUUGGCUGUUACGAAAACGAAGAACAAAACCUGAGAUGGAUCUUUAGUUAGUUCGUUUUUCGAAAUUAUGAAAACAAACGAUCCAUCUUCACUUUUAUACGAAAAAAACUUUAAGAUCCAUUUUGAAGUUCAUUAAUUCACGUGACGAAAACAAAAGCUCAUGUCAAAAUGAUUCACGUUCUUUUCGCGAUUCACAAAAAAUAAGCGUAUUAGUGUGUGAAAGGAAACGAUUGGAGGGUUAACGGUUUUGUGCGUUUAAGGCAACGCUCUACCAGUGAGAAUAAUGCUGUUAAUGCACACAAUAAACUCAAAUUUCUAAAUUACUUUCUUCAUGUCGUUCUGGAUCGUUUAAAGGCACGAUUCCUUAUUUCACAAGCGAUAAUUUCACGCAAUUUUCUCUUCAAAUAUGUAGGGUGUCACUGCUAAUUGGAAAAAAGUCAUGUCCAGCGCGCGAAAAUUUAAUACUCCGUCGGUAUAUAGUGUUAAUAGACAGUGAUCUGAUGAAAUUCAGAUCAUUUAGGUUUUCAAACGAAACGUUUUUUGUACAUCACUUUGUAACAGUUAUUUCUAUUAAGUAAAAGCAAAAAGUAUGUGGGGGUUCUUUAUUAUUGCUAACAAUACUUUUUCUUUUAUGCUCACCAUCUAUAAUUUAUCGAAAAAUUUUUGUACUUAUUUUUUUCGAAUCACGAAGAGAGUACCUGUGUGUCUUUGUUUUCGAAAUACGAAAGCGUAGACAACUGACGAGGUUGAAGCGAAGAUGGGUCUUUGCUUUCGUAAUUAUGAAUCAAAGGUCGUUGAGGCCGACUCACGGAUGAAAUCAAAUGAAAGUGACAGAAAGAAUUAGAGCAGUUUGCAGUUGUUUGUGCAAACGAGGACCGUGCGAAUUUUGCCAUUUGUCGUGCUUUCGCCAAAUCAAAAGAACGAACGCGUGCUCUAGCCCGGUACAGUUCCGGUUCUGAAAGGCCCGAUUCGCAGGCAAACAGUGCGCGCAAAGCAGGCUGGUCAUUUCCCAUAGUUUAACUGCCCCACACUCAUGCAAACCCCAUGUAAAGACUGGCUUCGCAACAUCCGUGAGUCAAAAACGAGGACCCACCUUAGGUAGUCUGUCUUCGUUUUCGAAACACGCAAGUAUCUCGGCAUAGUCUGUAUAUCCACAACAGAAAUAAUGUCUAUUCAAAUGCUCAAUGUGUUGAAUAGUGCUGUGUAUCAUGACUUUACGUGAAUGUUAUAGGCAAUUAAAGUAAAUUUGCUAUUGGAAUAGUGUUGUUGAAUGGAACGUUUGAUGAUCUUAAAGAAGCUUAAAUUUUACUUCGUAAAAACUUAAUAAUUAGUCUAGUCAUUUAAUGAAGUUAUUUAAUAUUCAAUUCUAUUAUGCUGUAUUUAAAUUGCAGUUUAAAAAACAGUUUAAAUUGCACAUUUUUUAAAAUUACAAAUAGUCUGAAUUGGUUACUGAUUUUGAAAAAAGCUGAUCAAUAACUCCAUGAAUUAUUGAUAGAAUGAGUUAAACACGAUAUAAUAAUAUUACAACAUAAUUGAUGUCUGAUGUGGGCCACUUAGGUUAUGCCAUAGGACUCAACUUUUGUUGCUUUAGAUAGAAACUUUUAUUUAAAUAGGGUAAUCCAAUCAGUUACAAUGUUAACUGUUGUCAUUAGGAGCCCUAAUAGCACUCCAACGUUUUUGUACGUUCUCUCUUCAUUCAUGAUAGGAACUCCUUAAUGCAAGAAAACGUGAGAUUAACACUGAAGAUCAUCUCAAACAAGUUGGUAAGUCAUUAUCUGUAUAGGUACCGCACUUGCCAUCUCACGAUGGUCUCUCAGCGUUUAGUCAGAGCGAGCGUCAGGUUUUGUGCCAUCUGUCUCUAUCUUGUUGCUUUCCGACUGCUUGCUAAGUGUCUGUUUGAAAGUUAGAAGAAUGAUGUGCAUGGAGUUCCAGCGUUGGCCGCAGUGUUGAAUAUUUCCUCACUGUUUGCCUCCUAGAUGGCCGUCAGAUCUCUUUGCAGACGUCUUUGAAGCGUAUAGUUAAGCUCUGUUCGUGGGAAGCUUUCCUUGAGCCCCGCUCUCUCACAGGUGCUAUUCAGUCACGCUAAGUCAAACGUGAGCAUAUUUUCGCCAAAAAAUUUCAUCAGAUCAAUACUUUUUGUACUUUCUGUCUAGCUGAACGAGAAGAAGGAAGAUUGCGAAAUGAAAUGAAGCGAAUACAAAAUGACUUGAAUGAACUGGAUAGUCGGAGAAAUAUCGCAGAGGUAUAAUUAUAUUCUCCGCUGACGCGUUUGUAUGACAAAUGAGUGCAACUUAUAUUUAAUUUAUUAGAUUAAAGAAUCGAGAAAGAACUAAAGUUUUUGUGCAUUAGAACGGCUAUUGCAUGACAAUUAGUAAUUUUACAUUUUUAUACUUUUUAAUUGAGCAAAAGUAUAUAUGCAUUCCGUAACAGUUUAAUUGGAUCUCGGUAUUUUUUCUAGGCACCUCAAAUCGAACUGAUCCUUUGGACAGUUCUUGUGUUCUUAAAAAUGUUUCUUGCCAAAUUUCUAUCUACUUUUAGUACUUUAAAUUACGCUGCCCUAGCGGAGUGAAAUGUGACAUGAUGUUGAUCUAUUAUUUAGAACAACAUAUUUACGAAGACAAAGCAGUUGGAGGAACUAAAAUCUCAAAUGAACUGGGAUCAGAAAGCUUUAGAAGCUUGGUUAGAAGAAUCUGCAAGAAGAGACGAAGAUGCUUUGAUUCUUGAGAAGUACACUCGAUCUGAUGAAAGUAAAGUUAAGGUAUACUAUUCAUAAUUAUAGUUAUUAAUUGAACAAUUAUAGUGCAUCAUGUAGAUUAAGACAGAGUUAGAGUUAAGAAUUAAGGAGCUUUAAUUUUUGAGAAGUAUACUCGAUCUGAUGAAAGUAAAGUUAAGAUGAAGUAACAUUUAGUGAAACUUUCAAGACAUUUAGUGAAACUUUCAUCCAUGCCAUAUUCAUUUGAUUGUGCACGGUGAAACUUUGCAUUGCUAUUAAUCUUUAAAUUCUUUUUGGGGUUUAUUGCUUACUUGUUAUUUUUUUAACACUUGAUUCGACCCCUCACCCUUGGAAAUAUUGUUGCAGAAAUAUUUGAACAUUUCGAUGUUUCUUCGAAUGUUUUGUCCAUGCUUGUUGCGGAAACAACAAUUGCUUUCCAGGAAGCAAAACGUUUUCCCGACAAUUCAGAACAUGAUUUUGAUACGAACAAUGUUUCUUGAUCUGACCACCUUUUGAACAUAAGGCUGAGAAACAAUGUUUGCUAGUUUGCCAUGUAGGAGUUAAGUCACCAGCAGGACGCCAUGAUCACCAGCCACUUUUUCUUUAGUCACUGUCGUUGAAAACAGAAAAGAUGACAGAAGAAAGUCAAAAGAAACGUCGAGAUCUGGAACAUGAAUUAAGUCGUACUUCAACUGCACAGGUAAGGUAUAGAUGAUCAAUGAUGUGUCGUGUCCUGUCAACAUUUCCUUACGCUCAUUUCUCUACUAUAAUAUUUCUACUUUUAUUAUAUGUGUUUCUAAAUUAUCACUCUGCAUAAUAUAAACCUCUAAGACUUUACUGUUUGCAUGUACCAUACAGUAUAUGGUAAUAUUGGGGUUGUUUCGAUAACAAAACAAUUGAAUAUUAACUUUGUCUACUACACUGACCAUCAUCAUCAGCCUCUCUCACUACUUUAUAAUAAAAUAAUCUGACCAAGACUCAGUUUUCUUAAUGCGUGUUUCAAAUGCUUCAAAUGUUUAGGUUGAGUUGGAUAAAACAGCUGAAGAAUUUCGUAAGAUCCACGCAGAACGUCAAGAACUUCUCGAGCAAUGGGAGAGUACUAUUGAACAGAUGCAGAAACGUGACAGAGAAAUGGAUCAGUUGGCUGUGGUAUGUAAAUUAAAAGCCUAAUGAUCAAACACGACGAUGAAAAAUGCAGAAGUGUAUAUAGUGUAGGAGUUAUUUACCAUUUGACAUUUGUGCUUCACGAACUAAAGGUUUUGGAAAAAAACUGAUAAGAAGAGGAAAUUAAUAUAAAUGAAGAAAGGUUGGAAGGCAGAGUUUCCACUACUCAGUCUUAGAGCGAUUCAUUCGAUUAUUUUUUGUAUUUUUAGCAAUCAACAAAGUACACCGUGAUAAUCGAAGCAACAAAAUAGCUUUGUAUAGCAUGCCGAGUGGAUAACUUUCUUUCCCGACUGAAAAAAUUACGAUGUGAUCAAAUGACAAACACGACUUGUUUUUGUUUAUUUCUCUGCUACCACUUUAGCGCUCCCAUUGGCCAUCAAGUAAAAACUUAAGGACACGCCCCCUUCUUGGAAGCGACGUUGACCACUGUGGACGAUUAAUCGAUUUAAUAGAUUGUUGAUGACGAUUAAUCGAUUACGAUAAUGAACGGAUGGGAACAUCUCUACUCCGUCUACACUUUGUUUUCUUCACAUUUCUUUGAACUCGGGAGAGAUUCGAACUUCAAUGAAAACGGGAGCGUGAAAAAUUAAACCCACUGCAAAACUGACCUUUAUUUUCGCGGUUACUCUUAGCUUUUUCGAUUGUUUUAUAUAGUUUCGCCAGUUUUUUAAAAGGGAAGACGAAGACUUUUAUAUAAUAUGUAGUUUUACUUUUAUGCUUGUCCCACAUAGUUGUUGUCCGUAGCAAUAUACCCUUCCAGCAAGAACGUCACUUUGGCUAUACAGCCUCAUUUUCGUGUACGCGACAUUAGCAUAACGUUUCAGUCACGAAAACGAGGCUCUAUGGCCAAGAUGACGUACAUUCUGGAAGUAUUGUGAAAAUGUUAUACUUUACAAGUAAAAGUACCAUGAUGUGAUAUUAUGUAGAGACUUGCUGAAUUCCGACUGGAAGUAAGAUCAAAAGAGGAUUUAAUUCAAGAUAGACAGGUGAGGGUGUGCCUAAAGUUUCCACUUUGACAUUGACAGCUUAUCCUGACGAUUUCUAGGAAUACAAUUUCUAGAAGCUCUGCAGUCUCUGCCAGCAUAUCCCAACAUGUGUCAAAGCUUAUAAUUGAUGUAUUGAAAAGUCCGUUAGUGGUAAUGUCAAUAACGUGGUUGUGGUAGUAAUGUCGUAAAACGCAGACCCUUUCUAAUACGGACAACAGACUCACAUAGAACAAAUACGAUCUAACCUGAUCAGGUGAUUAAAGUGACAAAUUUUCUGUAUUAGUAUAGGUAAUCAUACGAUGGCGAGUACAAUUAAUCCCUAAUUGUACGAGCAACAUCGCAUGAUUACUUGUUUAUUAUUAGCAUAUGACAAAAUUGGAUACUUCUCCGUCAACAUCAUAUUCUCUUGCCAAAGUCCAGUCCUGCCAGACUUUCAACCAAAAUUUGGUGCUUUUGUUCAUAUUGUCAUUUAGUUCUUUUGUUAAAGCAAAAUUUGGUGCUUUGUUCGUGUUUUCAUCUAGUUCCUCAAGGGCAGUUUCAUUUCACAUUUGUGUUCAAAAUACCUUUCCACCAUUUUGUUUGUUUUGGGAGAAUCAUUAAUUGUACUGCAGUACAAUUGAUGAAAUAAUUGUACUCCUCUCAACCAAUCAGCAUCCAGUAAUUUUGUCAUGCUAGAUGGAUAUUCCCAUGAAAUGAGAAGACUCGCAUGUUUUCUAUUUCUUAAACAGGGAACUUAAACAUUAAGUUAAACCUAUUCCAAAUACAUUUUCAAACUGUUCAAAUUAUGAAAGUUAUUGUCAGUUGUUUUUAAGCGUUUAUUAGCGAGUGGGAGACUCCAACAUGGCCGCCAUCUAUUCAAAUGGGGGUAACCGCUAGAAUAUUCUUGGCUUCAAUUUUACUUAAAGAGAGUGCUAUCUAGUGUAUAUAAGAUAUCUAUGAUUUUUUCCAAUAACCUCAUUAUGUCAUUUUGUAGAAUUUUCUUGACAAUGAAUUGAAUAAUAACGCUGAAAAAGAGAAGAAAGUGUCGAAUUCCGAAAGACAGUCUGCAAAACUACGCCUACGCUAUCAAGAUGCUGAGAAUGAUAGAGUUCGUUUCCAAGAUGAG